AUGUCCAAUCUCAAUAGCGGCAACAGCGAUGUCGUCGAGCAUGCGCCUCAGUCGCGUCCAGUCAUGGCCACCAACCUCUCGACUGCUUCCAGCGUCGGUAACAAGGACGCCGAGUCCGAGCUUUCCAAGGUGGGAUCGCACACCACCACCACCAGCACUCACCCACCCAUCGACGAUGCUGCGCUGCAGCAGGUGCGUCUGCGAAGAGCGCUCAGCGAGCGCACCAUCCAGAUGAUCGCUCUCGCAGGCACCAUCGGCACCGGUCUCUUCCUCGGCAGCGGCAAGGCGCUCGCCACCUCGGGUCCGCUCUCCAUCCUCCUCUCGUACUCGAUCGUGGGCGUCGUCGUAUACCUCACCAUGGUCGCCAUGGGCGAGAUGUCCACCCUCGUCCCCGCUUCCGGUGCUUUCGGCGUCUUCAGCACGCGCUUCGUCGACGAGGCUUUCGGAUUCUCCGUCAGCCUCAACUACUGGAUCAACGACGCCGUCUCCGUAGCGAGCGACCUCACCGCCUGCCAGAUCCUCCUCAAGUUCUGGGUUAGCGACGACGUCUUUCCCGGCUGGGCCCUCUCGCUUAUCUUCCUCACCUUCCUCAUCGCUGUCAACGUGAUCUCGGUGCGCGGUUACGCAGAGCUCGAGUACCUCCUCUCGCUCCUCAAGAUCUGCACCAUCAUCGUCUUUAUCAUCAUCGGUAUCGUCGUCAAUGCCGGCGUCAACCAGACCCUUUCCUACCUCGGUUUCAGGUACUGGACCAUCGGAGACGCUCCCUUUGUCGGUGGAUUUGGAGGCUGGGUCUCGUCCUUCGUAACGGCGUCGUUUGCGUUCGGCGGUACAGAGUCGCUCUCCAUCACGGCAGGUGAAACGAGGAACCCGUCCAAGACCAUCCCAAAGACCAUCCGAAACGUCUUUUGGCGUAUCAUCAUCUUUUACAUCCUCGCGCUCUUCAUCAUCGGUAUCGACAUCCCCUACAACAUGCCCGGCCUCAAGUCAAAGUCCGCCGCCGUCUCGCCCUUCACGCUCGUAUUCCAGCAGGCGGGCAGCCGCGGUGCAGCGAGCUUCAUGAAUGCCGUCGUCAUGACCUCGGCGCUGUCGGCGGGAAACCAUGCGCUGUUUGCGGGCACGCGCGUGCUCCACGGCAUGGCCACCACGGGUCAGGCGCCCAAGUUCCUCGGCACGGUGGCCAAGAGCAGCCGUGUGCCCUGGGUGGCGCUCGCGUGCACGGCGAGCAUUUCGGGCCUCUGCUUUGGCUCGAGCUACAUCGGCGCAGGUGACCUGUGGAAUUGGCUGCAGAACCUCGUGGGCGUUUCCAACCAGCUCUCAUGGGCCGCCAUCGGUGUCUCGUCCAUCCGAUUCCGCAAAGCGAUCAUCAAGCAGGGCAAGCAAAGCUCGCUCGUCUACAAAAACUGGACGCAGCCCUGGGGUCCGUACGUCGUAGUCAUCGCCUCAGUGCUCAUGAUCCUCGUCCAGGGCUGGACGGCGUUCCGACCGUUCAACGUGUCGGACUUUUUCUCGUACUACAUCGAGAUCGGCUUCUUCGUCGUGGCCUACGUGGGCUGGAAGCUCUGGAAGCGCACCAAGCUCGUGCCUAUCGAAGAGAUGGAUCUGUACACGGACACGGUGCAGUACGAAAAGGACCUCAGGCGAAGGAGGCGAGACCUCAUCCGCGACGGUGCGGGCGACCAGCUGCCCGUGCUGGUCGAAGACGACGAAGAGGCAGACGACGAGGAGCCUCGCGAGGAGGAGAAGAGCACGAGCGCGGAGCCGGUCGACAAGAAGCAGAAGGCAAAAGCAUUUGUCGGCAGAGCAAGCCAGUACCUGUGCUUCUGA
Molecule: messenger RNA, 1824 nt
Organism: Moesziomyces aphidis
Lineage: Eukaryota; Fungi; Basidiomycota; Ustilaginomycetes; Ustilaginales; Ustilaginaceae
Source: the annotation of a GenBank genome assembly